AUGCGCUCUUCCGCAUUGACAUGGGCCUCGAGCCUGUGUCUUCUGUCGGCCCUCACGUCGCUGACAUCGCCAGUCUUGGCCGUCAAGGAACACGACUUCAAGAAGUGCGACCAGUCUGGCUUCUGCAAGCGCAACCGCGCCUACGCCGACACCGCCGCGGCCACCGGGUCGUCGUGGACCUCUCCCUACAACAUUCUGCCCGAGUCGGCCUCCGUCAAGGACGGUCAGUUCCAGGCGGUCAUCCUCAAGACGAUUAACGACAAGGGCGAGACCGUCCGUCUGCCCAUCACCGUCUCUUUCACCCAGGCUGGCGUCGCCCGCGUGACUGUCGACGAGGAGCGUCGACAGAACAAGGACAUUGAGCUGCGCCACGGCAGCACCGUCCGGAAAGAACGCUACAACGAGGCCGAGGAGCUCGUCAUUGUUGGCGGCCUCGAGCUUGACAAGUCGGCCAAGGCCAUUGACGAGGACAGCACCGGCAGCACUGUCGUCCAGUACGGCCCCGACGGCCAGUUCGAGGCCCACAUCCAGUACAGCCCCUUCAGCGUCGAGUUCAAGCGCGAUGGUGCCACGGAGAUCAAGUUCAACGACCGGGGCUUGCUCAACAUGGAGCACUGGCGCCCCAAGACCGAGCCGCCCGCACCCAAGGAGGGUGAGGAGGCUGUCGCGGCUCCGCCCGAGGAGGACACUUGGUGGGACGAGACCUUUGGCGGCAACACGGACUCCAAGCCACGUGGGCCCGAGAGUGUCGCUCUCGACAUUUCUUUCGUGGGCUACAACCACGUCUUUGGCAUCCCCUCGCACACGGGCCCCCUUUCGCUCAAGGAGACGCGCGGCGGCGACGGCAACUACGUUGAGCCGUACCGCAUGUACAACGCUGACGUCUUCGAGUACAUCCUCGACAGCCCCAUGACGCUGUACGGCUCCAUCCCCUUCAUGCAGGCCCACCGCCAGGACUCGACUGUCGGUGUCUUCUGGCUGAACGCGGCCGAGACGUGGGUCGACAUCACCAAGGAGAAGGUCAAGGGCAACCCUCUCGCACUGGGCGCGGGCGCCUCCACCGACACCAAGACGCACUGGAUCUCCGAGAGCGGUCUGCUGGACGUGUUUGUGUUCCUGGGCCCGACCACGCAGGACAUCCUGCAAAAGUACGGCGAGCUCACGGGCUACACGGCGCUGCCCCAGGAGUCCGCCAUUGGCUACCACCAGUGCCGCUGGAACUACGUCUCGGACGACGACGUGAAAGACGUCGACCGCAAGAUGGACAAGUUCGGCAUUCCCUACGACGUGAUUUGGCUGGACAUCGAGUACACCGACGGGAAAAAGUAUUUCACGUGGGACGGCGAUAAGUUCAGCGACCCGUCGGGCAUGGGCGCCCGUCUGGACGAGCACGGCCGCAAGCUCGUUGUCAUCAUCGACCCGCAUAUUAAGAAUACUGACGGCUACCCGAUAGUGUCGGAGCUCAAGUCCAAGGAUCUUGCGGUCAAGAACAAGGACGGCGGCAUUUUUGACGGCUGGUGCUGGCCCGGCUCGUCGCACUGGAUCGACGCCUUCAACCCUAAGGCGGUGGAGUGGUGGAAGAAGCUCUUCAAGUACGAUGCCUUCAAGGGCACGGCCGAGAACACCUUCAUCUGGAACGACAUGAACGAGCCGUCCGUCUUCAACGGACCCGAGACCACCAUGCCCAAGGACAACAUGCACCACGGAGGCUGGGAGCACCGCGACGUCCACAACCUCAACGGCAUGACCUUCCACAACGCCACCCAUCUGGCUCUGCUGUCGCGCAAGCCGGGCGAGUUGCGCCGGCCUUUUGUUCUUACUAGGUCCUUCUUUGCCGGCUCGCAACGUCUGGGUGCCAUGUGGACCGGCGACAACCAGGCAGACUGGGGCCACCUGGCUGCCUCGAUUCCCAUGCUGCUGAGCCAGGGCAUUGCUGGCUUUCCCUUUGCCGGUGCCGACGUCGGCGGCUUCUUCGGUAACCCCGACAAGGAGCUCCAGACGCGCUGGUUCCAAGCCGGCGCCUUCUAUCCGUUCUUCCGUGGCCACGCGCACAUUGACUCGCGCCGCCGCGAGCCGUACCUGGCGGGCGAGCCGUACACGACGAUAAUCACGUCGGCGCUGCGCCUCCGCUACAGCCUGCUGCCCGUCUACUACACGGCCUUCCACCGCUCGCAUGUCACCGGCGAGCCCAUCAUCAAGCCUCUUUUCUACACGCACCCCAACGUCGAGGCCGGCUUCGACAUCGACGACCAGUUCUUUGUCGGCAACACGGGUCUCCUCGUCAAGCCCGUCCUGGCGGAAGGCAGAGACACAGCUGCGGUGUUCAUCCCCGACCACGAGGUGUACUACGACUACUUUGACUACUCCGUCGUGCCCACGCAGGCCGGCAAGCGCACCAACAUGCCCGCGCCGCUCGACACCAUCCCGCUGCUCAUGCGCGGCGGCCACAUCUUCCCGCGGCGCGACCAGCCCCGCCGCUCCAGCCAGCUCAUGAAGUUUGACGACUACACCCUGGUCGUCACGCUGCCGCGCAACGGCGGCCACGCCGAGGGCUCGCUGUACGUCGACGACGGCGACUCGUUCGACUACGAGAAGGGCCAGUACAUCCACCAGGCCUUUGUCCUCGACGGCAACACCAUUUCGUCGUCCAGUGCCGAGCCCGGGCGCGACGCCGCCAAGGUCAAGCCAGGCGCCUGGCUCGCUGCCAUGGCCGACGUCCACGUCGACAAGAUUGUCGUCGUGGGCGCGCCCAGCGACUGGGCCGGCCAGACCGAGGUCACCGUGACGUCCGGCGGCAAGGCCUGGACCGCGCCAAUCGACUACACGCCUGCCAGCGGUGGCCGCUCGGCGUUUGCCGUGAUCCGCCAUGUGGGCGCGUCCGUCGGCGCCGACUGGCAAGUGACGGUGGCAUAA
Molecule: messenger RNA, 2913 nt
Organism: Sporothrix brasiliensis 5110
Lineage: Eukaryota; Fungi; Ascomycota; Sordariomycetes; Ophiostomatales; Ophiostomataceae
Product: alpha 1,3-glucosidase
Exons: 2
Coding region: 1-2913 (970 amino acids)
Biological process (GO): carbohydrate metabolic process; N-glycan processing
Cellular component (GO): glucosidase II complex
Molecular function (GO): alpha-glucosidase activity; carbohydrate binding
Source: RefSeq, a predicted model, not a curated record